AUGAGGGCAUUUGUCUCCGGCCCAAUCACCUUCCCAGACAACUACUUCACGACCCACUACGAGCCCAGAAUUUCCGCUGCAAUCGAGGCAGGGCAUGCCUUCGUAAUGGGGCCUGCUAUGGGCAUCGACGCAGUAUCUCUCAGAUAUCUGGUCACCAAUGGCGUAGACCCCGAAAACAUCACUGUAUAUCUCAGUGAAUACGAGUCAAAAGCGCUGCAAGAACGCGUGCAAUGGUUUAUCGAUCUUGGAGGCAAGAUUCAUAUCGAAGGUGUUACGUCGGCGGACCGCGACGCGGCGAUGACUCGGGAUUCGGACUAUGACAUAUUACGGUACAUGCCGAUCGAGGAGCAGAAGGAGUUCUAUGGCGUCGAUUACUUUCCUCGAGUCAGCGCGACGGAGAGGAAUGAGAGAAGGAGGCAGGGCUUACCUUUGUGGGAGAACCCUGGAUUCACCACACAUGAACCAGGAAAGGAGAAGGGAGGUCUAUCAGGCACACAGAAGUUGAAGGAACGGCUUAAGGGUGUCUUUUCAAAGCCAUCGAACACGUAG
Molecule: messenger RNA, 549 nt
Organism: Cyclocybe aegerita
Lineage: Eukaryota; Fungi; Basidiomycota; Agaricomycetes; Agaricales; Hemipholiotaceae
Source: the annotation of a GenBank genome assembly